Messenger RNA from Antechinus flavipes (yellow-footed antechinus), 10116 nucleotides. RefSeq names its product interferon-induced very large GTPase 1-like. Bases 811 to 8106 code for a protein of 2431 amino acids. NCBI's taxonomy places the organism in Eukaryota, Metazoa, Chordata, Mammalia, Dasyuromorphia, Dasyuridae. The record is from RefSeq and is a predicted model, not a curated record. Gene Ontology annotation, molecular function: GTP binding. The transcript is spliced from 2 exons.
GAGCAAGGUUGGUGGGGAGUGCAGGGAUGUGGGCAUCCUGAGGGAGGAGAGAAUGAGAGAAAACAUGAGUUUGAAAUGAAAACUAAGUGAGCCAAAGGCUAUAUGAAAGGAACCCAUAGGAGUGAUGUUAGGCACAAUCUAGGCUAAUCUGUUCAUUUUAAAAAUGGGGAAACUAAAUGGCAGAGAAAAUAAGGGACUUCUGUGGCAUUAAUAGUGGCUUCAGAAUUCAGAGUAAGAGAGAUUAAGAAGCAGAAAGAGACAAACACUGGCACAGUUAAUCAAUCAUUAAGCAUCUAUUAAACACUUGCUAUGUGUCAGGCACUGUAUUAUGUACUAGGCAAACAGAGACAACAAUGAAAGAGUUCAUGCUUCAGGGAAAAAAUAAGGAAAAGAGAUAAAAAACAUAGCACCAAGGGGAGAGACUCAUAAAUUGUGAAUCUGGCAUGAAAUAUAUGUAAACAGUAAGAUAUAGACAAAAAAAGUGUUGGGGACAGGGCAGGAGGAUGGGGAAGAAGGAGGAGAGACAGAAACAUAGACACACAGACACACACACACACAAAGAGAGAGAAAAUGUUAGCAAAGACAAAUGCAGCAAAGAAAAAAGAACAAGGAAGAUAAGCAGAUAACAAAAGGCAGGAAAAAGAGAAAUAGAGAGAAGAGUUUUGCUGGGGUCUGAUUAUUCAGGUAAUAAGAGAGAUCAGAAUAUUUAGGUAUAUCUGAUGAUUCAGGGAUCUUGAGUCAGAGGCUUCAAGAGUUUUAGGCAAGCAUAAACUUCUGAAAGUCUCUGGAGUACCUAGGCGCCCCUAAGCCAUGGCCACACCAGGGAAUAAUGAAGAUGAACCACAUCCUGAUGACCCAAGAAGAAGAAACUUGGAAGACAAGUUAAAAGAAUUGGGACUGGAUGCCCAAUGUUGGAUACCUAAACUGCAGGAACACCUGGGUGUGACCUCUGUCCAAGCUUUACAACAUGUACAAUACAAGGAAAUCCUGGCACUAAAAUCCCAGGCAAGCCAUCCUUGGGAGAAACGGGCACUGGAGAAACUUCUUUCACCGUGUAACAGUCGGGGAUCAGAAGAAAUGCAAGAGAAACACUGGGAGCUAGUGAAGAAGAGACAAGAGCAGGCACAGUCAGCCCUGAAUGAACUGAGAGAGAUGCAGGCAGCAGGUAAAAGCCGUGAGGAGGCGAUUGUGAGGGAGAAAGAAGAGGAGCUGAGGCAGGCUAUGGAGAUCCCAGCCAUGUACUGGCCUCUCUCUGAGAAACCCCUAGUGGAAGUCAUAGAAAACAUGAAGAGAAACCUCAGUCUCAUGGAAAACACUCUGUCCCAUAGAGAGAAUCUUCCUGACAGGGAGCUCCUCAAAAGGGUGUCAGGUGGCCUAGCCCUGCAGGGGAUUUACCAAACCAAUCACCCAGAGGAUCUUUUGGAGAGAAGAGAAGAACUGAUCACACUUCCAGAGAACUUCUACCUGCUUAAUCCACAACAGAGAAGUGGGAUGGAAACAAAGGAGUUUUUGUCUUCUAGAGAAGAGUCCAUAUUUACCCAAGGCAUGGAGAUAUUGGGCUUCAGUGUUAGCUUCUUGGCUAAGGGUGGAGGCUGGGGAUUGAACCUAGAGGCCAGCACCAAGGACAGCAGAUCUUCUGACUCCAGAGAUGUCCAAAAGUCACACUCUGAGGAAACUUACACAUGCAUCACCAAGUUCAGCUAUAUCCCCCUGGCCUCCUGCCACUUUGCACGGGAUCAGCUCCACCUUUCCAAGUCAGCUUUGCAAGAGUUAAAGAAGCUGGAGGAACUUCUGAGCCACUUGAAUGGUGCAGAAACCCAUCCCCUGCUGAAGCAGAGAUGUGAGGCAUUCUUUAAAAGGUUUGGCUCUCAUGUGAACCAGGGUCCAUUGCACUUGGGAGGAGUAUUCUGGUGGAAAGCUGUAGCUGCAGGUUUCAGGUCAGAGGCACUGCAUGACGUGAAGCAUCAAGCCUCAGAAGCACUCGAUAUAUACAUUGGAGGCAGCUACAGUGGUUUUGGGGUGACAGCUGCAGCCAGUACAAAUGUGUCAAACUCUCAGUCUCAAAUGAUUUCUCAGAAUACAAGCUCCACUAAUUUACAAACAAGAUUGGAAAUGUCUUUUUACCAAACAGGAGGCCCCCCAGAGGCAGAUUCUCUCCCACAGUGGAAAGCCGGUCUUGUGGCCAGUAACCACAGCUGGUGUAUCAUUGACCGAGGGUAUCAGCUAGUGCCUGUCUGGGACAUAAUUCUGUCUAACCACAGACAAGAUUUUCAGGAUCCUCUUCAAGUGACUCGUUGCCUCACAAGCAUUUAUACAAACCUGACUGGCAGACAUGUAAGCAUCCAGGAUGGAGAGGAGCUACUGAGUGCAGGGAGGGAUGCCAGGUCACUAAUAGAAGAAGUGAAAUCCUGGGAAAUCACUGAGCCUCAGGAGAAACUGAUGAGACUGAUCAAUUUUCAGCAAAAGCUGAGUGAGAAAACCAGAAACUAUAACAUCUGGAUUAAUAUCUGUCUUACAGACCCAACUUUGCAGCAGUUCUUGGUGGACGUUGUCAAUUUUUGCAAGGACUUCCCAGUUGAAGAAAUCAAAUGCAUUAAAUACGAGUUGCGCAGCCUUUUGUAUCCUCAUAUCUAUCAAGUGAAGGACUUCCCACAGAGGCACUCAAUUAUGCAGUGGAUUUUCCACUCAACAAAGAAGAAACAAGAUAUCCGUGUCACAGAGUUUGAUGAUUUCAUUCAGCUCUUAGAAAAGGCAAAGAAUGACCUUCUUGAAAUCAAUCACACCUCAGAGUACUUAGAAAAGUUAGAAGAAGCUCAAAGAAAGGCCACUUAUGAGCUCAGUUUGUCUCUCAGAUCUUUUCUGAAAGCCUUAAAAGAGACAGAAGAGACAGGCAUAUAUCUAUUGCUACUCUGCAUUGCAGCUGGUGCAGGGUACAAGGAGGAAAGCCAAACCUUCCACUGUCUCCUUGGAUAUGAAGAAUUAAAUUUCCUGUUAUGUGAAAUGAAAGAAGCCCAUGAAAAAUACCAGGGCCUUCAUCAGAAAUCUGAGUAUAGGGCUCAAGCAUUCCUACUGCUCACAGGGCUCACAGUGACUCCUGGACCUAUUGCUGUGUCUGCAGAAGAAAAGAAGCAAUGUUUAGAGCUUAUGCAAUCUCACAUGGGACAGUCAUGGUCCAAAGAAGUACUUCAUGUCCUCUUGAAACCGAGAGUCAGUCAUGAUUGGGAAACUCUGGAGAAAGACCUGAAUUUGCUCAUCAAUGGAGAACAUGAGGCUACAGUGAACUGUCUACAGAUAGAGCAGGUGAAAAAAGAAUUAGAAAGUAUCUUUCAGGGAAAGAAAAAGACCCAAGAACCAGAACCCUGUACCAUCAAACAGCAUGAAGUGAUACAAAAUUCUGACUUUCUAGACUUAGCUAAGAGGCUUGGGCUGGAGGAUUUCUAUCCAAGGAAGAUGGGCCGAGCAGAUUUCCAUGUGAUUUACAAGGCUUCUGUGCAUGACAGUCAGCCAGACACAGAAAGACAAUUGCCAUUUUAUUUCCUACAGAAGCUGUUGAUGCUGGAUUACCGACUGAGAUACUUGGUGUGCAAAGGUGAUGGAGACACAAUGGCCAGUGGGACACUGACUCUGACAAAUCUUAAAGAGGAUACUUCAGAUCCUUAUGAUGAUUUGUUUGAUGACAGUGACACUUCUUCUGUUCUCUUGUCCCCAGACCAGCCCCAUAUUCACCCAAUGGAUACUCAGAUGAUGAUUUUUCACUGUGCAGAUGAUUUCAUGAGACAAUACAUUUCAAACAAACUGGCCAUUUGUCAGUUUGCUCUCCCCUUUGUGGUGCCCAAUCCCUGUUCUUCAGUAAUAGAAUUCCCACUGUGGUCUCUCAGCCAAAUCAAGAGAAGCUGGAGAGAAGUGAGGAAAUUAGGGGAAGAAGACACAAUCAUUAACUUUAAUAACCAACUCAUCUCCCAGGCACCCAUCCCCAUUGUGUCCUUUAUAAGGGUUGUGAAUUCUGCUUCUUCUUCCAAAUCUCAGAUCUUGAACUCUCUGCUGAGUAAGCACAAACACGAUGUUUUUUUCCACCGUGACUGCCGAGGCAACAGCAAAUCCUGCCUGUUAAUGGGAGGUCUUGUAGAAAUCUCCUGGUUCUGUCCAGGGGGGAGAGAGGAGGACAGAUUUGAAAGUUGUGUUGCCUUCACUAAUCUGCAUGGAGAUGCCAAAGAUCACGAGGCGCAGCUCAGAUUCCUGCAGGACAUUGCUUCAGUCACAGUGGUCCUUGUAUCUGCUUCUGAUAAAAGUGAGAGCACCAGGAAUAUGGUCCGAGACCUGUGGAAGUCUACCAAACCUUUGGUAUGUUUGUUUGAUGACAAAGAGAAGAGUGUGGGCAGUGAUGUUGGUGAGAAAGUGAGGAUUGGGAUCAGGAAUAGAAAUGAGGCUGAAUUAAUGGAUGAACUCUCAGGUGUCAUCAAGCGGUUGCUGAAAUCUUCAGGUCCCUUUCUCACUCUGGAAGAUGGUGCUAAAAUUGCUCGCCAGCAUGGCUUUCUUGUAGAUGUGGACAGGAAGGAAUGUCGAGAGGCCAAAGAAAAGGCAGAGGUUGUGGUGGCCCUCAUGAAAGAAAUAAAAUUGUCUGAAAUGAAGGAGAAAUUGCUGCCCCUUCAGGGAGAACUUUGGCACCGGUGGUGUAAGAAGGAUAAGGAGCUUUGUCACCUGAGAGAGAAGGGGAACCGCAGCCUUGAACAACACAAAAGUGAGAUUGAGGAAGAAAAGCAAGGCAUAAGACAGGCCCAGCUACAGAAAAUAUGUCCUCUCAAUGACUUGAUGCGAUCAGUACUUGAAAUCCUUCACUCUCACUCAGGGAAGGACAACAGCACCAAGCUGUACUUCCUUCAGUGGCUCAGCAUGUUUAUGGACAACUUGACCAGAGGUGAGUUGGAAAAACUCCAGAAAAGGUACAACCACCUGUGGUCCUUGAGGCUGGCAGAAAAGCAAAAGGGAUCAGUGAAUGUGUCCUUGAAAGAUCACCAAGUGGAACUAGAGUCUGUCUCCAAGGACAUCAGGGAUUCCUCCUUGGGUAUUGAACAUCUCCUGAGAGAGGUUGGCCAGAUCUAUGAAGCUUUGGAAGAAACUUCACCACAAAUGUAUACUUUGUCCUUCUCCCUUCCUGAAAUUGCUGCUGACCUGAUGAUUUCUGGGUACCCCAUUGAGCUGAUGAAUGGGGAUGCUUCCUAUGUACCCCUCACAUGGGUAGCAGCUGUUUUUGACAGAUUAAUUGAGAAAACUGGAGAUGAAAAGAUCUUUGUUCUCUCUGUUCUUGGCCUCCAAAGCACAGGGAAGUCCACUCUGUUGAAUGCUAUGUUUGGCCUGCAGUUUAAUGUCAGUGCAGGGCGAUGCACAAGGGGAGCUUACAUGCAUUUGCUAAAGGUGGAGAAGACACUCUGGGAAGAACUGGGCUUUGGUUUUAUCCUUGUGAUUGAUACCGAAGGACUCCGGGCCCCAGAACUCGCUUGUAAAUCACAGAAUCGGGACAAUGAGCUGGCCACCUUUGUUAUUGGACUUGGAAACCUGACCUUGAUCAAUAUAUUUGGAGAGAAUCCUUCAGAAAUGCAAGAUAUCUUGCAAAUUGCUCUCCAGGCCUUUCUGCGAAUGAAACAAGUGAACAUUUCCCCAAGUUGCCUCUUUGUUCAUCAGAAUGUGGGUGAAAUCACUGCCAAAGAUCAAAACCUGGAAGGAAGAAGGAGACUGCAGCAGAGACUGGAUGAAAUGGCAGUCAUAGCUGCAGAACAGGAACAGUUGUCAGAUAUCAGCCACUUCAGUGAUGUCAUUCGGUUUGAUGUUAAUAGGCAUGUCCAUUACUUUGCCCAUCUGUGGGAAGGGGAUCCUCCAAUGGCCCCUCCCAACCCCAGUUAUAGCCACAACAUCCAGGAACUAAAAAGAGGAAUUCUUUUGGCUGCCAAAAAGGAAUCUAGAGGCAGCAUCCUGAAGGUUUCUGAGGUGAAAGUCCGCAUCCAGGAUUUGUGGAAAGCCUUGUUGAAUGAAAACUUUAUCUUCAGCUUUAGGAAUACUCGGGAGGUCAUGGUCAUGAUCAAACUUGAGACCAUGUAUAACCAGUGGACUUGGAACCUAAGAAGUCAUGUGUUAGGGUUGCAGAACCAACUGACCAAUCAGAUUCAGAAUGGGGAAAUUCAGGAUCUCCCAAGAAGUUUGAUUGAAACGAAUAUUGCAGAAAAAUAUGAAGCUGUCAGGCAAGAGCUUCAAACUUAUUUUGAUGAAGAUCCAGAGAAUGAAAUCCUGAUGCAGUGGAAGGGAAACUUUGAGAACAAACUGAGAAAUCUUCAAGAGGCACUUGUUUCAGAAAGCAUUAGAAAGUCCACUGAUCUCCUUAGUGCAAGGAAAGGUCAAGAUAAACUGAAUAAAAAGAAAUCAGAAUAUGAAAAAGAGCUCUUAUUAAGAAGCAGAGAUGUGGCUCUUUCCUAUAUGGGUAAAGAGGUAAGUGAGGAGGAGCUGAGAGAAAUAUUCAUUCCACUCUGGAUAAAAUGGGUCCAUGAAGUAUCCUCAAAUUCUCCUCCUGUGGAAGAUCCCCAAAUUGAUGUGGAUUUGGAGAAUGUCUUUCUGGACCAUUUUAAACAGGAGUGCACUGUAGUAAGCAAACUUUGUGAUCGUGACCGUUGGAAACAUUUUUCCAUUAAUUAUGAGAAACAUGUGAAAAAGAAGACGAAUUGGAAAGAUUUUUUCUUCACACUCUCCUUAUCAGGGAGUGAUAAAGUGGCUAUAGAUGAAGCUACGAAGAAGAUUAUUGAACUAGUCAUGGAAACUAUUGAAUCUAAAUUGAGAACGGGACUGGAUUAUAAUAAAAGUUACUUCCAUGAACUACUGCAAUUGAUAGACAAGCACACUGAUUCUGCAUCUGAAGAAGCAAGAUACACAUUUACAAAUGAGUACAAAAUAGAUUUGUCCUUAUGCUUAUGCCAUAGAGCAGCAGCUUUUUUUAGGGACAUGCACACAGCCUUCAAGAAAGCCCAUUAUCCUGUCAUAUAUCAAGAAAACAAGAGAGAGGAUUUCUUUAUGUGUUUUAAGAUUUCUUGCCAAGGUGCAACCUCUAUCACAGCAUUUGUUGACUUCCUGUGGAGUAAGCUCAUUGCUUCCUUACAUAUAGCCAUUCCAGAAAAGAUAGCCCUUGACCUUGCUGGGAACAUUAGGGCUAACUCUCCUGCCUUUAAUGGAAACAGAUCCAACUUGGAGAAACAUAUUCUCAUCUCUUUGGCUGAAGAAGACAACUUUGAGGAUUAUUGGGAAUACAUUCAUACACCAAAGACAUUUUUUGAGAAAUACAUUAAAAAAGAGAUCAGUGUGAGUAGGGGAAAUGAGACACUGAAGAAUUUUGUAAAUAAUAAUCUGGAACAUUUUAAGAAAAUCAUUUUCUCUGCUAUUCAUGAGUCAACUCUGGUGGCUAAGGACCAAAAUAAUUCUGCAUCUGUGUGGCUAGACACAUUGUGUAAAAAUCUAGGGAGUCAUUUGACCCUUCCAAGAGAAGAGCUAAGAAAUAUUGAACACCAGGAGAUAACUGACAUUGAAUUCCUCAAAGAAGCCAUGAAUGAAUAUCUAGAUACAAAAAUCCAAAAUUUUAGAGAAAAUUGGGAAAGGAUGUUUCUAACGAAAAUUGAUUCUGACACUCAGACCAUGCUCUCUGAUCAGCUUAGUGGCUGUUGGAAGCAAUGUCCUUUUUGCAAAGCAAUUUGCACAAAUACGGUCACAAAUCAUUGUGAAGACCACAGUGUCCCCUUCCAUCGUUCUAAGGCUGUUACUGGCACAUAUUGGCACAAGACUGAUGAGUUUUCAAUUGAUUUCUGUACCAGUAGUGUGGCAAGUAAUACUGUGUUUAUUCUUCCUGAUGAUAGACGUAUCCCAUAUAAGACUUAUCGUGAAGCAGGUGGUGAAUAUGCCACAUGGAGCAUCACUCCAGACACAUCUGCCCAACCAUACUGGAAAUGGUUUGUGUGUCACUUCAGAUCAGAAUUGGAAGAGAAGUACAAGCUCAUAUUCAAGAACAAAGGUCAGAUUCCUGAAGAUUGGCCCAAAAUCACCAAACAAUAUGUGCUGAAUGACAUGAAUAAAUAAUGAUUCUUAGUGACACCGAGAACCCAAAUGCAGAGCAUUAUGAGAACUUGUUCUCCCAGGAAUUUUUCCAAAGAUGAAUAUUGGAAACAUAGCAUUACUAGACAUAAUGCAGUAAUCAUCAAAGCUCUGUACCAUUGGUUUAAAAAAGUGUGAAUUUUUUCAGCGUAGACAACCAAAAACCCAAAACACUUGUUCAUAGUCUGAGAUUUCAAUAAACAAAAAAAUAUAAAUUAUUUAUAGAUGAACCUUUUUUGGGAAAAAAUUGUUGGAAAACUCUCAAGAAGAACUUCAUAGAAAUAGAGUAUCAGUCAGCAUCAAAUAUCAGUGUAAGUAAAAAUAGAUGUAUAACCUCCAUAAUAAAAGAAUCUAACCUUAGAAAAUUAUCAAAGGAAUAGAAAAGAUACCUUUCUUUCUAUCUUAUCUAAUCUUAUACAUACAUUAUAUAAUAUUGAAAAUAUUUUACUCCUAAAAUUAACAUAGAUCUUAUAGGAAGCAUUUGGGUUAAAUGGGAAAAUAUUUUUACAUCAACUAUUUGUGACAAGGUACAAAAAAAAUCUUCAAUUAACAAAUACAUAAUAUAAAAAAGUUCCAUUUUCUAUUAGAUUAAAUGUUGAAAGGAUAUAAAUGUAUAGAGUUCAAAAGAAAAUGUUGAAGUUUUUAGUAACUAUUAAGAAAAUAAUCCUGAAAGCCACUAUUAAUAGAAACCAGAAUUGCAACAACCCAGAGGUUUUACCUAAUACCAAUCUAGCUGGCAACAAUGACAAGAGAUAAAAGUAAUUAACUAUUUUUAGGCAGUGGUAUUGUGGAAAGGCAGAUAGAGUAAAGGUACAAGAUUACAAUGUAAUUGGGAAAAUAUUUAACAAACUACAUGAAAAUACAAUAAAACACAGAUAAUAUGAGGUUCUUUAAAUCAAUAUGCAUCCACACAGAUUGAUAUUCAUGACUUAUUCAUUUCCCUUUCUAUUUGAAUUUGACAUAUUGUACCAAAGCAUCAAUGGGUGGGACUGUGUUUGCACAUAACCAUUCUGGAAAAUUAUUUAAAAUUACACAAAUUAAGUGGUGAACAUGUACAUAUCACUUCAUUCAACGAUUCUGUUCUGAGACAUAAACCCUGAGAUUGUCAAAAAGAAAAAAAGAAAGAUUUGUUUCAGGCCAAAAUAAUUCCAAAACCACUCUUUAUGGAAGGAAGGAACUGGAACAAAGUAAAGUCUAUCAAUAGGCAAUUACUGAAAAAAUUGUGGUUUCAAUGUAGUGACAUAUUGUGAAAUAUUAAUUAUAGAACAAUCAUUUAUUUUUAUUCAUAUGCCUUAAUUACACAUAUAAUUUAGUUCUUAUAAAUCAUAGUAGAUUAAGAAGUAUAUAUGAGAUUUUCCAUCCCUUGAUAGGUCAUUGAUUCCAGCUAUAUCCCCUGUUAACCAAAAUUAUCCCUGCUAUUGGAAGCCUUUUUUUAUUUAUGUUUCUUAUUUCUAUUAUGAGCCUUAUUGUAGAUUUAAGUCAUAGUUAUUCCAUGAUCAAAUAUAAAGGAAAAUACCCUGAGGAUUGCUCACUGUCAAAAUUCCCCAUUCUCAUGAAAAUUUCCUAUUUCUGUUAAUGAGUGCUUUUAAAUAUAGGUUUCCUCUUUGACUAUGGAAAAUCUCAAAACCAUCUGAACCCCACUGAGAAUCAACAUCAUAUACUAAUAUGGGAUUCAUGUUUCUCUUUUAUUAAAAAAUUAAAUGAAUAUGCAAUAAAACAAAAUUAAUAGUUGUUUUUCUAAGUUAUUAUGCUUUCACGUAGAUUUAUAUUCAGUAUUUAUUUGUCCCUUUUUCUAUAUGAAUUUGACAUGAUGCACCCAGUAUUUCACCAAUAUACUAAUAUACCAAUGCACCAAUACAGUUUGAUGUUUCUCAUGUCUAUCUAUUAAAAGUGCUUUGUCAAUUCAGUUCUGCUUCCUUGUGCCAACUUGGACCAACUUUUUUUUUUUUGAUAAAUUGCUAGGCAUGGCUAAUAAAUGGAUUUUGUUUCAAUUUA